UUUGCGCGGGAAACUUCCGAGUUAGUUAAACCCUUGGCUCCGAUCCUUUAUCUUAUGCCACGUGUCCUUUCAGACAGUUACAACCGUUAGUCCGUUAGACUUUCUUUCCCUCUCUCCAUCCCAAAAUCCAAACACAGUUAAGGACCUUCGAAGUCUGAACCAUUCAUCAAUGGCGCUAGAAAAUCCUAACGUCGAGGUUUACCCUUCCGUCGACGUCGAUGUCGGAGACCUCGUCGAGAAUCUCUCCCCGGAGAAGAAAGCCACUGCUGCUGACGAUGACAGCUCCAGCUCCUCUUCCUCCAACGCCUCUCCUUCGGCGCCCCCGGCCACCGAGGAGAUCCUCAUCACAGUCCCCGGCGCCAUCCUCCACCUAAUCGACAAGGAGUACAGCGUGGAACUCGCCUGCGGCAACCUCACCAUCGUUCGCCUCCGGCAAGACGAGAACAUCGUUGCCGUCUAUGCCGAUCUCGCCGGCGAGACACAGUGGCCGCUGGCGAAGGACGAGGCCGCCGUGAAGGUGGAUGAUUCACAUUACUUCUUCUCCUUCCGUGUCCCGAUCGAAUCCGACGAUCAGAAACCGAGCUCAGCCGCAGCCACAGAGGUGCUGAGUUACGGCCUGACGAUCGCAUCGAAAGGACAAGAAGAUCUGCUUUUGAAGCUCGAUGAGAUUUUAAACGAAUGCAGCUGUUUCACCGUACACCAAGUGAGUAAGGAUGCGCAGAAGAAGGGGGAAGCGUUGGACGGAUCGGUGGCGGCGGAUGUUUCGCCGGAGGAUAUGAAAUCGGAGGAGAAGCAGGAAUUGAUGGAGGAGAUGAGUGCGGCGUAUUGGACAACAUUGGCUCCGAAUGUGGAGGAAUACAACGGAACGGCGGCGAGGUUGAUCGCCACUGGAUCGGGGCAGCUGAUUAAGGGGAUAUUGUGGUGUGGAGAUGUGACGGUGGAGCGGUUGAAGUGGGGAAAUGAGUUCCUGAAGCAGAGGAUGGCUGGUGGUUCCGACGUCGAGGUUAGUCCUCAAACUAUGAAGCGGAUUAAAAGGGUUAAGAAAGUGACUAAAGUGACAGAGAAAGUAGCCAAUGGGGUCCUCAGUGGGGUGGUGAGAGUCUCUGGAUUUUUUGCCACUAAAGCAUCAAAUUCAAAAGCUGGGAAGAAAUUUAUCAAACUACUACCUGAAGAAGUUGUGAUUGCAUCACUGGAUGGAUUCAUUAAAGUAUGUGAUGCUGUUGAAGUAACGGGAAAAAAUGUCUUAACAACAUCAUCAACUGUGACAACUGAACUUGUCCAACACAGAUAUGGAGAAGAAGCUGCAAAGGCUGCAAAUGAAGGGCUAGAUGCAGCUGGUCAUGCAGUUGGGGCUGCCUGGGCUACAUUUAAGAUAAGGCAGGCCUUUACUCCAAAGAGUUUGAUACAACCUGUCGACGUCAGCAAAGUUGCAUCUAAAGAAUUAGAGGCUAGGAAAAAAAAGGCCAAGUGAUGAUGAUUACGAUUUAUGGCAUGAGUUAUUCAAUAUUUUAAGGUUUGAUCACCAUCCUAAUAUCAAAACUUUAGAGUCACCACUGCUAUUCAUUAAUUGCCCACAAUACUCUUAGGAGAGGUGGCCAUAUUGUUGUUGUAUAGAUAUAUAUUAUAGGUUAGGACUUAGGA
Molecule: messenger RNA, 1641 nt
Organism: Arachis stenosperma
Lineage: Eukaryota; Viridiplantae; Streptophyta; Magnoliopsida; Fabales; Fabaceae
Product: senescence/dehydration-associated protein At3g51250-like
Exons: 4
Coding region: 170-1471 (433 amino acids)
Cellular component (GO): plasma membrane
Source: RefSeq, a predicted model, not a curated record